AAGAUUUUUCGUAAAAAUGGGACUUUUGUCGGACCCCGAGUAUGGGUCGGUGAAAUGGGUUCGUGUGUUGAAAAAGAUCCAUAAACCUUUAUGUAUCAUAUGUUACAUCGGAGCGAUAGUAUGGUUCGCUAUGCUAGGCCAUAAGGAGUUCAAUAAUGAGACAUAUUUCUCUGAAAAUGCGUUAUUACCUGGACUAGUUACGAACGAAUUUAACGGUGAAUAUGCGGCCAAACAGUUCUAUAAUGAGUUCAUACUGGAGCUUCAGGACAAAUAUGAAGACAGUGAUGAUAUGCCUAUACCCUGGCUCGUGGGCAAGAUGUCGCAACUACAUUUGGAGGUUUACACACAUAACUUCACUCUGAAGUAUCCUAUGGGGCAUGGUCAGGUGUAUAAAGGCACAAACGUGUACGGCAUACUGCGCGCUGCCCGGACACCUUCACUGGAAGCAGUGGUGGUUUCGGCUCCUUUUCGUUCUCUUGGCUCGCACCAGAAAGGCACAACUGCUGGAAUUGCGCUUAUGUUGGCUUUUGCGCAAUUUGCCAGACCACAAAAGUACUGGGCAAAAGAUAUAAUAUUCCUAGUAACAGAGCACGAACAACUGGGUAUGCAGGCAUGGCUGGAAGCCUAUCAUGGCUUGCAAUCCAAUACAGACACUUUUUACGACAGCCUAGGCAGUUUCUGGAAGGGCCCUGCUUUGGAUUUUGGAAAGGUGAUAGAGAAAAUUGGCCUUGGAAACCAGAAAUGCCUGAACCCUGGUACGUUGAGAGGGCGUUCGGGCUCUAUACAGGCGGCGAUUAACCUGGAGAUCCACGAUCCAAAGAUUAAAUACAUAGAAGUGAAAAUAGAAGGUCUAAAUGGCCAACUACCCAACUUGGAUUUAGUUAAUUUGGUGCAUAAACUGUGUGUAAAAUCUGGCAUUCAUCAUUCGUAUAAAAACAGCUUUUCGUGGAUCCGUACUCGUAACAAGAUGGAGGAAUGGGUGAACAACCUUUGGACUAUGCUCGGAAUGGUUUCCACUCAAAUCGCUGGGGUACCAAACGGCAACCACGGCCUGUUCCACCGCUUCGGCAUUGAAGCCGUGACUCUGGAGGGCCGUGACGCCACCGAUCCUGCCGGAUCCCCGCCCCGCGCGCGUUCCCUCUCCUCCGUGAACUUCUACCGCCUCGGAGCCGCAUUGGAGAGCAUUCUGCGCAGUCUUAACAACUUAUUAGAGAGAUUCCAUCAGAGCUACUUCUUUUACAUGCUCGCUGCUACUAAUAGAUUUAUUUCUAUUGGCCAAUACAUGCCGUGCCUUUGUCUGCCGUGUGUGGCCAUGCUGAUCCGGGCCUUAUCGCUUUGGGUGUCGAUUCAACAGGAUCCAGAAAUAGAUGAUGAUAAGCCCAAAAGUGUUAAACAUAAGCGGAAGGCCAAGACUUCGGAGUCCGACCCAAGGGAACAAGGUGACCAUGGCUCUGAAGAAGUUAAACAAUUGAACGAAGACAGCACUUUGCGCCAUCGCAAAAAGAAACAUAGCGAAGGCGAUGUAUCAGGAGAUGAGAAACUGGAAGUGCCGCCGAAGUACAAAGCUAAAGUGAAAACGAACGAGGCGCCUUUGAGCAUAGUCAAUAUUGGUGUUAAUUACUUUAUAGUGCAUUUGAUUGGAUAUGGUGUUAUGAAUUCGCCCACGUUUUUUAGUUAUAUUGGUGCCAUGUAUUACGAAUUACCGUCAGAAAUAGCAAUAUUCUACGGUCUUAUUGCCAUGUCCGUUAGUUUCGCUUUCUUUGUCCCCUUCCUUCUGCGCGUGCGCGUUGGUCGCAUUUCAAGGGAAGAAUUAUCUCUAGUCAACAUUCUAGUUCUCAUCGAGUUGUCCACUGUAUGUCUGACUAUUGGAAUGCAGAACUUUAGUCUCGGUUUAGCUGUAGCAGCUCUGUACACUCCUGUUGCCCUUGUAGCUGGGAUUAUUGUCGAGGAAAAUACUUGGAAGAGCUCAGUGUCGACCUUCCUCCGGCGCGCCUUCUGCCUGCUGUUCCACCCUCUACUGGUGGUGUUCGUGGGCAUGUUCGUGUACGCGGGCGUGCUGUUCCCCGAGGAGGAGCUGUUGCAGCGCGCGGGCAGGGCAAUGGAUGCGCACGCGCAGGCUAUCAUGUUCGCCAUCGUCGACUCUAUGAUUUACGGCAACUGGCUGUUCAACGUGGCAACCUCGACGCUCCUGCCCAUUUGGCUGAUAUUCUGGCAAAUUGUUUGCAACAGAGUCAAAGCGUAGUUUUAGAAGUUGCAGAACAUUAAUGGUGUUUUGUGCAUUAAUAAAAUGCAUUUCAGUAUGUCAUUCCAAAGACUUUAGAACAAAUACAGAAACUUUUUUUACCUAAGACUAUUUUUUACU
Molecule: messenger RNA, 2362 nt
Organism: Hyposmocoma kahamanoa
Lineage: Eukaryota; Metazoa; Arthropoda; Insecta; Lepidoptera; Cosmopterigidae
Gene: GAA1
Product: glycosylphosphatidylinositol anchor attachment 1 protein
Exons: 13
Coding region: 17-2242 (741 amino acids)
Biological process (GO): attachment of GPI anchor to protein
Cellular component (GO): GPI-anchor transamidase complex; membrane
Source: RefSeq, a predicted model, not a curated record